AUGAAAGAUCUCCUUAUGCAGCAAGGUUUAAUGCGCUCCUUGUUAGGAAAUGAGGAAGGACAACCAAAUGACAUGAAGGAUGUUGAAUGGGUAGAGUUAGAGCAAAGGUAUGUGAGCACUAUUUGGCUUUGCAUUAGAGAUAACGUGUUUAACUAUGUUAUUGAUGAGGAUUCUGCUCCAAGAUUGUGGGCAAAGUUAGAGAAGAUUUACUUGGCGAAAAGUUUUUCCAACAAGUUACAGCUUAGGCGAAAGUUGUAUCACUUAAAGAUGAAGCAGAAUGGAGACCUUAUGAAGCAUAUGAAUGAAUUCGAUAGGAUCAUUGAUCAGUUGAAGAAGGUUGAUAUGAAGGUGGAGGAAGAGGAAAAGGAACUGUUGUUCCUAGCUUCGCUUUCAGACUCCUAUGAGGGUAUCAAAAUGUUUGAUGGGGUUAUGAGCUCUUUGAGUGGUGUGGCCUAUGUCCCAAAGAUGCGUAAGAAUCUAAUAUCAUUGAACCUUUUAGACUCCAAAAGACAGGCACUCUUAUCAUUUUCAAACUUUCUACAGCGUUCUAGAGUUUUCAGCGUCGUGGUUCUAGUAAGAUCAACUUUCAGGCAGUUUGUGAACACAAGUCAUGACGAGAACCAGAAGAAACCACACAUGCAAGGGAUUUCGAUCGAUGUUUUUAAAGCUACCGUUGCAGUUCUACCGUACCAUUUCACUUACAAACUGUUUCCAUUUUAUGGAUCUUGUGAUCAAUUUGUGGAGGAAGUUGCCUGUAAGACCUUUGAUGCAGCUGUUGGCGGUAUAGUAAUAACAGCAGACCGCUCUCACAUUGUAGAAUUCUCGCAGCCCUAUGCUGAAUUAAGGAUGGUGAUGGUGGUAAAGAAAAAAGACAAUGGAUUGAACAGAGUUUUGUGGUUCAUGAGCCCCUUUUCUCGAGAGAUGUGGCUUGCAAUGGCGGCUAUGGCUGUCUUCACUGGUCUUGCUAUCUGGUUCAUUGAACUUAGAACCUGCAAUGAAUCGACUGAUUCACCUUCAAGACAAGUUGGAGCUGUGUUCUACUUCCCUUUUGCUUUCCUCUUCAAUGAACACAGACCGAGAAACAGAUUGUCUUAUUUACUGCUGGUUCCAUGGUUACAAUUGACCAUGAUUGGCACUAUGGCCUUUACCGCCAGACCUAGCUCUAUGGUAACAAGUUCACAAGUUGAGCCAUGUGGAUUAGAUGUUGAUUCGCUCACGAGGACAAACAUCGAAUCAGUUGAUGACUAUGAGAAAGCUUUGUCGGGUGGAAAUAUAAAGGCUGCAUUCUUGUUGACACCUCGCGCCGAAGUCUUCCUCGCGAAAUACUUGCAAGGACUUUACCAAGUCGGGACCCGCCUACGAUCUGGGCAGUUUUGGAUUUGUAAUCUAAGUGACACUCCUUUGGUGUUUCAACGAUCUUCUCGAUUGGCGUCAGAUAUGUCAGAGGCGAUUCUUAACUUAAAGCAGGCAGGGGAAUUGCAGCAAUUGGGGGAAGAUACGCUUUCCUUUUCAGAUUGUUCAAAUUGGACAUCUGAUCAAACUGUUACUACCAUCCCAGGAAUUGCACCAGGGCCCUUUACAGGUUUGUUCAUUUUCUCAGGAGGCGCUUCUGCCAGUGUAUUAUUAAUCACAGUCAUUCGUGUCUUGAAAAGACGUAUGGAGAGCUGCAUUCAGAGACUGCUGAAGGGUGGAGGACUUUGGAUGUGGUUGACAACUGUCUUCUUCUCUCAUUACCAGAGGCGAAACCAUCAGCUCCAAAUUUCACCAAUAACUUCCACUUCCCAAGUUCAACCUAUCAACAACUCCUAG
This is a messenger RNA of Theobroma cacao (cacao), 1809 nucleotides long. Lineage: Eukaryota; Viridiplantae; Streptophyta; Magnoliopsida; Malvales; Malvaceae. The record is from RefSeq and is a predicted model, not a curated record.